GGUGGGGGGACCUGAAAGGAUAUGCCUAUCCUGCUGGCUUUGGAAUGAGACCUAUUGCAGAAACUUUUUACACUAUUGAGCCCUUCAUACCAUCAGCCAGGGAGGGUACUCUGGGUCCAGUGUCUGUUACAGUGUAUAAAUCUGGUAAUAUUUCUGCUGCUAGUUCAGUUGAAAUCACAACUGUUAUGUCUUCUAAAAUCAAUGCAGCAACAAUUAGUACUGACUUGCAGGCACAAACUUCAAAUGUUAGCUUUGCUGCUGGUCAAGCCUCAGCUGUUGUGAAUUUUCAUUUCAUUAAUGACGCUGAACCAGAACAAUUUGAAAUGUUUUUGGUUGGUUUUGUUCCAGGUCAAAACAUUAAUAUUGGAACGCCAUCACAAGCUGAGCUGGGAAUAAUUGAUGAUGACUGUAAGUGAACUAUAAUAUAGUCAAAUGAUGAUAUUUAUAAGGAAUGAGCAUAAGCAAGCAAAUCAUCAUAAUUUUG
Messenger RNA from Amphimedon queenslandica, 484 nucleotides. RefSeq lists its product as uncharacterized. NCBI's taxonomy places the organism in Eukaryota, Metazoa, Porifera, Demospongiae, Haplosclerida, Niphatidae. The coding region runs from base 45 to 416 and encodes 123 amino acids. The record is from RefSeq and is a predicted model, not a curated record. The transcript is spliced from 4 exons.